Messenger RNA from Zea mays, 1293 nucleotides. RefSeq names its product choline-phosphate cytidylyltransferase B. Gene Ontology annotation, biological process: CDP-choline pathway. Lineage: Eukaryota; Viridiplantae; Streptophyta; Magnoliopsida; Poales; Poaceae. Gene Ontology annotation, molecular function: choline-phosphate cytidylyltransferase activity; phosphatidylcholine binding. The record is from RefSeq and is marked validated.
AUUGGCGAGCCUGCACGCGGCCUUGCCCUCCCAGGAAGGGAGGCCGAACUGAGCAGUUCGACCAGGCAGCCAUCCACCUCCAACCCCCCUUCGCCUGCGCAAAUCGUUACCAUCCCAGCGAGAAAGAUGGCGCGCGUCUCCAAUGCCAAGAAGCGGCAGGGCGCCAAGCCCGCCUCCGCGCUCAGCAGCACCGACACCAGCACCGCCGCAAAGAGGAAGGCCGAGGACGACCGCCCCGUGCGCGUCUACGCCGACGGCAUCUUCGAUCUCUUCCACUUCGGCCACGCCCGCGCCCUCGAGCAGGCCAAGAUGCUGUUCCCCAACACCUAUCUUCUCGUCGGAUGCUGCAACGACGAGCUAACCUACCGCUACAAGGGCAAGACCGUCAUGACCCAGGAAGAGCGAUACGAAUCCCUGCGGCACUGCAAGUGGGUUGAUGAGGUCAUUCCUGAUGCACCGUGGGUUCUCACACAGGAGUUUAUUGAUAAGCAUCAGAUUGACUAUGUUGCUCAUGAUGCGCUGCCUUAUGCUGAUACUAGCGGAACAGCAAAUGAUGUCUAUGAAUUUGUUAAAAAGAUUGGAAAAUUCAAGGAAACAAAAAGGACAGACGGGGUUUCUACUUCAGAUCUCAUAAUGAGGAUCUUGAAGGACUAUAACCAGUAUGUCAUGAGGAAUUUAGCACGGGGCUACUCGAGGAAAGAUCUUGGUGUGAGCUAUGUCAAGGAGAAACAAUUGCAAGUUAAUAUGAAGAUCAAUAAACUGCGGGAGACUGUGAAGGCACAUCAGGAAAAGUUGCAAACAGUGGCAAAGACUGCUGGUUUGAAUCAUGAAGAAUGGCUUGCUAAUGCGGAUCGCUGGGUUGCUGGUUUCCUAGAGAAGUUUGAGCAACACUGCCACAAUAUGGAAACUGCGAUCAAGGAUCGGAUACAGGAGAGGCUAGGGAAACAGUUGAGCAAAGGAAUAAUCGCUGGUCUUGUGCAGGAACCGGUGACAGCCUAAAACAGGUGAUGCUGUCAAUGAAACGCACUGAUGCUUUUCAGAUCAUCCUCCCGAUGUGGUUCUGGUGCGAGGCUUGUAAGGGUGCAACGCGGUUGCUGAGACGUUUUAAUUUUGUGGUGCAUGUGAACUCUUCCCGUAUACAAAUGUCUAUAGGAGAGGCGUUUGGUGUUUUGGGCAUCGUCGUGGGCGUGUUUCUUUGUAUCUAACGGGUUAGAUUAACCUUUUUUUUGUAUCGAGAUUGAUGUUCUUUCGUGGUUAUAAUAAUAAUAAAUAAUAAUAAUAUUGUCAAAGCAC